AUGGAAAACGUACCCUCAAAAGUCGCUUCCAAAGCGCAUGUGUAUGGUAAACUCAGAGAGCUUCCAUUCACUGGUAUUUUGAGCAAAAAGAAGUUUAAUUCUUUAAGAGAAGAAACAUUGCAGUCAAUCAAUUCCAACAAGACGUUUGCUCCAGGUAAAAAAAAACUAGCCAAGCUUACUCCUCAACAAGUAUCAGUAGUUCAAAAUUUUAUUGAUACAGUUAAAACAAGAGUACAAGAUGGCACGUUCACUCCUGCUAAAUACACUGACAAAAGAGGAUGUCGCUUUUUUUCCAUUGCGCCUAUAUAUUCCGUUCAGACAAAAUCAAUCCAAAUUGAUGCUCAGGCUUUUUGGAGACUGGUGAAACAAUGUGGCAUACCAAAUUACCCGAAGGGGAAGAAAACCGAGUCUGACUUGACUGAUUUUUACUACCAUUUGUUCAAUUUUACAAAAUUGGGAUUUCGUACUAGAGACAGUCUUACGAGUGGGAAGAAGUUUAGAUACAUCUGGAAGGCAAAGGGCAACAAUUUGGACGAGUAUUAUCAUCUGUGUUGCUAUAAUGAUGCAAAUUUUAUACGAAAGAAGCAUCAAGAACAACACACGGCUCAGUUUUUGAAAAUUUCUAAUUUAAGAUCACUGAAGACAUCAAAUAUCACAGAGUUUGCAAAAGCCUGA
Molecule: messenger RNA, 675 nt
Organism: Rhizopus microsporus ATCC 52813
Lineage: Eukaryota; Fungi; Mucoromycota; Mucoromycetes; Mucorales; Rhizopodaceae
Exons: 2
Coding region: 1-675 (224 amino acids)
Source: RefSeq, a predicted model, not a curated record